Dermatophagoides pteronyssinus (European house dust mite) is the source of this 2224-nucleotide messenger RNA. Its product is annotated as sphingomyelin phosphodiesterase-like. NCBI's taxonomy places the organism in Eukaryota, Metazoa, Arthropoda, Arachnida, Sarcoptiformes, Pyroglyphidae. Gene Ontology annotation, molecular function: sphingomyelin phosphodiesterase activity. Gene Ontology annotation, biological process: sphingomyelin catabolic process. The record is from RefSeq and is a predicted model, not a curated record.
GAUAUGACGUGAUUGAUUGAUUGAUUCUCUAAAUAAGAUAUUGGUUGCCAUUAUCAUUAUCGGUUGUUUAUCAUAGAAGAAAUCAUAUAAACAACGUUCGUUGUCCUCUAUUCAAAUUUCAUUCAAUUUUAAAACAACAAACACAUUCGUUUCGAUUCAAGUCGUCAUCAAUAAGGAGAAAAAAUCAACUGGUGGUGAUUUUUUUUGUUUGUUUGUUUGGUCAAUCCACAGUCCAUCAACAACAUCAUCAAUCGAACAAAAAUGUUGGCUUUAAAAAAAAGCUUACUAAUGUUAUCGAUAUUGAUAUCAUUGAUAAUCAUAAUUGAUUAUAAUGUUCAAGGUAUGAUUAUUAAUGGUGGUCGUAAUGGUGAUGAUUCCAAUCAAAUUUCAACAACAUCAAUGAAUAAUAAUUCACUAAAAGUGAGUCAAUCUUCUUCUACUUCUCCUUUAAAUGAUCAUACGCUUUUCAAUAUUAUUCAUUUGUUACGCUUUUUAAAUCCCAAAUUAUUAGUUAAAGAAUAUAAUACGGCAAUUAGAGGUAAUAAAGCAUCAUGGUUAACAUGUCAAAUAUGUUCAAUGGCUGUUGGAGUUAUACGUUUAUAUCCAAAUUUACCAACUGUACAGGCAAUAUUUGUAAGUGUUUGCUCAUUGGGUUAUGAAGAAAGUCGUGUUUGUGAAGGUCUUAGUCAAUUGUUUGGUGAAGAAUUAAUCUACGUGCUGGUACAUUCAUCAUUGCAAAAUUCUGAAAUUUGUGGUCUUGUUAUUGGAACAAGUUGUAUGUCAACAAAUGCCUUAUAUCCACAUAGUGAUAAAUGGAAAUUACCACUGUUACCAUUAUCCAAUGAUGUUACCAAUGUUCUUUUGGAUCUUGAACAUCGACAAAAAUGGCGUGAAGAAAAUGCUGUUUCAGUGCAACAAACAAAUCAAUCAACAAUUCUUCAUUUAUCCGAUCUGCAUCUAGAUAUUUAUUAUCAACCAAAUGCACCGGCUGGUUGUAGUGAACCAUUAUGUUGUCGAUCAACAAGUACAUCGAAUAAACGUAGUCAUGCUGCUGGAUUUUGGGGCAGUAUGGAUAAUUGUGAUUCAGUACUACGUACAGUUGAAAAUCUUUUGACAACAAUUUCACAACAACAUUCUGAUAAAUAUCGUUAUCUUUUGUUGACUGGUGAUUAUAUACCACAUGAUAUUUGGAAUACAACCAAAGAAGAAAUCAUACAUACAACACGUACAUUUAAUGGUCUGAUUAAAAAACAUGUUCCAAAUGAUAAAAUUAUUAUACCGGUUAUCGGUAAUCAUGAAUCAAAUCCUGUUGAUCAAUUUUGUCCGGAAGAUUUAAAUAAACAUUUUUCAAGUCAAUGGCUUUAUGAAGAAUUGUUACAACAAUGGAAACAAUGGAUACCUGCUGAAUAUCAUGAAACAUUUAGACAAUAUGGUUAUUAUGCUGUUGUUGAUCAACAAGCUCGUUUUAUAGUAAUGAAUAUGAAUUAUUGUGCACGAUUAAAUUUCUGGAAUGUUUUACGUUAUCUGGAUAUGGGUGAUAUGUUACAUUGGUUACAACUUGAAUUACAAAAUGCAACAUUAUCUGGUCAAUAUGUUUACCUUGUUGGUCAUAUUGCACCGGAUGAAGAUGAAUGUUUUACACAUUGGGUAAUAACAUAUCGUGAUAUUAUUGAAAGAUAUAAAAAUAUUAUUCGUGGACAAUUUUUUGGCCAUACACAUUUGGAUGAAAUACGUUUAUAUUAUUCCAAUCAACCAUUAAAUAAUCCUGAACCAAUUGGUGUUGCUUACUUGGCACCAAGUGUUACUACUUAUUUAAAUGUAAUGCCAUCAUUUAGAUUUUAUUCAACCGAUACGGAAACAGGUGAACUUGUUGAUCAUAUGACAUAUUAUUUGAAUUUGACCAAAGCUAAUCAUAUGGAUAAACAUAAAUAUGAACCAAUCGAAACAACACCUGUAUGGGAAUUUGAAUAUAAUGCACGUGAUUCAUAUAAUAUGACAUCAUUAUCACCAAAAUCAUGGCAUCAAUUUACUGAACAAGUUUUAACAAAUCCAAUCUAUCUACGUCGUUAUUAUCAACAUUAUGGCCGGUAUAAUGAUGAUCAAACCGAUAUGAAACCAAUUUCUUCAAUGAUUAAUGUGAUUGAUAAAGUUUUUGUUCGUGUUUAAAAAAGUCUAUGUUUAUUUUCUCUUUCUCUCUUUAUCUUUUUUCCACUUAAAUUUUUUU